Candoia aspera is the source of this 1560-nucleotide messenger RNA. It is a transcript of the gene ZPBP2, whose product is annotated as zona pellucida binding protein 2. The record is from RefSeq and is a predicted model, not a curated record. The transcript has 10 exons. The coding region runs from base 494 to 1477 and encodes 327 amino acids. Lineage: Eukaryota; Metazoa; Chordata; Lepidosauria; Squamata; Candoiidae. Gene Ontology annotation, biological process: acrosome assembly; binding of sperm to zona pellucida. Gene Ontology annotation, cellular component: extracellular region; zona pellucida receptor complex; acrosomal vesicle.
CACUGUUCCAACAUGUGACUUCUGUCAUUCCUGGUCUAUAGUUUCACAUUUUUCAGAUCAAGAGAGCUGGUUAACAAAACCUCAGAAGUACUAAGUGUGACCUGAAUGAACAGCACUGUUUCCUGUAACACCAAAUGAUGUGGUCACCAAAGGAAUGGAACACAGAAAAAGAGAACCUGUUAAUGGUCUGAUAUGAAUCUCCAAUCAAGUAUGGGAGCCACAUUUGAAUUAGAUGUUACAUGCACAUCCCUACCUUCCCCCAAUGUUCUCAGCACUGUGGUCACAAAUGUUAACAUUAUCAUCAGUGACAAAUUCCAGAGGAGUGGUCAAACAAAGCAAAAGGAAAAUAAGAUUGCCAAGACUGUUCCAACACACCAACUGAAUUAAGAAUUCCCAACUGCUCACCAGCUUCACUGAGGCUAGCGUUCUGCAGUAGAAAAUGAAGUGGAUGAAACACAGUAUUCUGUUAAGUUAAUUAAAAAGAAUUAUAUAUAUGGCAACAUCAAUCAUAAAGCUAUGGAAGAUGCCUGUUUCAUCUUCUUCUACAGUCAAUGUCUAUGUCAGAGUGCACAGAAACAGCCCCUAUCUUGUCUGCAUGGAUUUGUCUCUUUCACAAAGUGAAGUUAUAGACCCCAACUACCUAUGGGUUGGACCAAAUGGACAGACUCUAAAAAGAAAAAGCUAUGUGAACCUCACGGAAACUGGAAAGCUGAUGUUGCUUGGUUUUAAGGAGCACAUGUCUGGAUCUUAUACGUGCACACUUUCUUACAGAGUUUUUCAAAAUGACAUGCAAGCAGAAGAAGAAAGAUUCAAGACAUAUAAAUUUAUGGUUUAUGCAUAUCGAGAACCAGACUAUACCUAUCGUAUAUCGGUUCACUUUACAACCAAAGAGUGCAAACUAACAGCUAAUGGACAAUUCUUUGAAGAACUAAAGAAAAUCUUGAAUAAUCUGCUUGCUUAUCUGAAAUGCCACAUUGUCAAUCCAUCAUACAGGUGUUUUUCAGUCAAGCGACCCAAACAUGGACUGGUAGAUGAACUGUUCGUUGUUUUUCAAGUAGAUCCAUUUGCCCCUGGCUGGGAAGUUAUUUGCCGCCAAAUUACCUCUGACUGUGAAGACGUUACCAACAACCAUGUUCAAAAGGCCCGAGGGCUCAUCGAAGAGUUUUUCCACAAACAACAGUACAUCCUGAAACAUGAGUUUGUGAACAUCCCUGCAAUCCAUUACAUAGAUCACAGUUUCCAAGUAACUCGACUGGACAGCUGUCGCCCAGGGUUUGGGAAAAAUGACUUCACCCACAAUGACUGUGCAAAUUGCUGUGGAAUAAGAAAGCAAUGGCAAACCACCUCUGAAAAACCUUGCCAAGAAAACUGCAGGGGCUUGUCCAGGCAGUCACUGGGAAUCAGCAAUGACUCAAAGGCAAACACACACAAAAAAUUGCCUGUGACCCUGGGAGUUACAGCCCCAACAAUGACAUAGCCUGCCAGCCUUGCACAAGCAUCCGGAUUAAACACUAUGGAGCAAAAUCCUGCUAAAUAAAAUCAAAAUAGGAAAAGGGAGAA